Messenger RNA from Heterobasidion irregulare TC 32-1, 459 nucleotides. RefSeq lists its product as uncharacterized. The record is from RefSeq and is a predicted model, not a curated record. Lineage: Eukaryota; Fungi; Basidiomycota; Agaricomycetes; Russulales; Bondarzewiaceae. Bases 1 to 459 code for a protein of 152 amino acids. The transcript has a single exon.
AUGUGGAUGAUGAGGAGAGAGAAAAGAAAACGGCGUACCGGAAGCCAGCGCCUCUGUUUGGCCUUUUAUUUGGCUCCUCGGGCGUCCUCGGCGCCCAAUCGCGUCGCUCCCUUUUGCCCGCUCGGCAACCUCGGCGCAGCGGAAAAUCGUUGGCUCAAAUCACGCUCAUCCGCACAGCGGCCGUCCCUCCGAACAACACACAGCUCACAAAAUAGCACCGCGGGGAAUCCCCUCUUCUCAGCGUUCCACCCCGCAUUAUUUCACGCUCCACAAUACACAUCGUCGCUCACCCAUCGCCGACGACACCAGACACCCCAGCUCCCCAUUGGUGCCGCUGAGACGCCGUCGGACACCCUCGCCGACACCGUGCCGGUAAGCAGUGACUCGACAGCGCAGAAGGACCUGCAGGCGCCCGCCCUGUGGAUGCGCACUUUGCCCGCAUCAUCCUCUGCCCAAUAG